GUUCUACGCGGUUUGGGCGGAGUCUCACAUAUAGGGGAGGUUCGAGACGGAAAGAUCAACCGCGUACAGAAGGUUAUAUUGUUGCCGAGACGAAGAAUACAUUAGUUGAAUCAUCUACCGCAGUGACAGCUCUGCUCGGCGUCCAGGAAAUAUGGCUAUGGAGGCAUCUAAAGUGGUGCGCUUGUGCGUGGGCCAAACGUCCCUGUUCUCCAGAUGUGCACAUCCCGGCUCACCACAUCACCUGCGAUCGCUGAGUACCUCCCUGAGGGACGGGAGGAGCGUGACGCGGAGACGGAAGGCUGUUUUAGGGGUCGCGGCUGCUGUUGCGAUGGGUGGGUUUGGAUACGCCCUCGCCGACUUUCAGCAGAGAAGGAGAAUCAGGAACAUUGUGGCCGGCAAAAGACGGCUCUGCAGAUCGAUGGCGAUCGGUUGCAUCAUCUCGGCGGACUACUGGUGGACCACCAAUGUGGCGCUACGCCACCUCGAUGAGAGCAGCCCACCCUACCUGGCGGCCAUGUCUGCGUGCCACCAGAGGGCGGCGGACCGCAUGGUGGGCGGCGCGGUGAGGAACGGGGGGAUCUACAUCAAGCUGGGCCAGGGCCUGUGCUCCUUCAACCACCUCUUCCCCGUCGAGUACAUCCGUACGCUGCAGAUACUGGAGGACAAGGCGCUGAUCAGGGGCUACAAAGAGGUGGACGCUCUGUUUCAAGAAGACUUUGGUAAAUCCCCAGAUGAGCUAUUUAGAAAGUUUGACCCAGAGCCGAUAGCCGCAGCCAGCUUAGCCCAGGUCCACAAAGCGGAACUGUUUGACGGCACACCUGUUGCUGUGAAGGUGCAAUACAUAGACCUCAGGCACCGCUUCGACGGCGACAUCCAGACUUUGGAGUUCCUCCUGGACAUUGUUGAGUUCAUGCACCCCAGCUUUGGAUUCAGAUGGGUUCUCAAGGACCUGAAGGAGACGUUAGCCCAAGAGUUGGACUUUGAAAAUGAGGCCAAGAACUCAGAGAGGUGCGCAGUGGAGCUCAAUCACUUGAAAUUUAUCGUUGUUCCCAAAGUCUUCUGGAAGGAAACCAGUAAGAGGGUGCUGACGGCGGAGUUCUGCGAGGGCUGCAAAGUGAACAACGUGGCAGAGAUCAAGAAACAAGGACUAAGUUUGAAAGACACGGCUGACAAACUGAUCUGCACGUUUGCAGAGCAAAUCUUCAGCACAGGCUUCAUUCACGCAGACCCACACCCAGGCAACGUCUUAGUGAGGCGAGGUCAGGACAACAAGGCAGAGCUGGUGCUGUUGGACCAUGGCUUGUAUCAGCACCUCAGUCAAAGCGACCGCGCGUCCCUCUGUAAGCUAUGGAGGGCCAUCAUUCUGCGUGACGAGGCCGCCAUGAAGAAACACUCGGCCGCGCUCGGGGUCGAAGAGUACUUCCUGUUCAGCGAGAUGCUGCUGCAGCGGCCCAUCAACAUGCGGGAGCUGGGCCUGUCCAGCCUGCUGAGCCGGGAGGAGACGGCCUACAUGCAGGACAUGGCGGUGCACCGCUUCCAGAGCAUCAUGCGGGUGCUCAAGUCCAUGCCCCGGCCCAUGCUGCUGGUGUUCCGCAACCUCAACACGGUGCGAAGCAUCAACAUCUCGCUGGGCGCCCCGGUGGACCGCUACUACGUCAUGGCCAAGAGUGCGGUACGUGGGUGGGGACAGUUCCAGGCGGAGAGCACAGGGGUGUUGUCCAAACUCAGAGCACUGUGCUGGAUGCGGACGGCUUGGGAGAGCCUAAAGUUUGAGCUGGCCUUGCGUUCCGAGAUGGCAAUGAUGAGUCUGACGCGAUCCUUUGUGAACCUGCUGUCCUAUUUUGGUCUGCUGUCCCUGGAUGCUGAGGCGUACGAGUACCUGAGGUAGAGGGAGUGGACACCUAAGGACCAGAGAAUAUUGGUCACAACGCAAGGACAACACUGCAUGAAGAACAAGGCAGAAUUGCCUUGAUUUUUCACCAGAUCCCAUUGUGAUAGUCCAUGGGCAUCGCUAGGAAUGUACUCAAGGCUGUGAAGAGCUCACUUUUUUUAAUAUUAUAGGAGAAUUGCUCCCAACUGAUCGACAGACGUUUAAUGUUUUUACCAUAAUGUACAAUUUUAUGUUUAGCUAAUCUAUUUAACUUUAUUUUGUAUUUUAGUCUCCAAUUCUAGGCAAACCUUUUUUAAAUAAAACUUCAGGAAAUUUGUCGUUGGAGAACAUUUUCUCCAGUGAUGUGUUAUGUUUUAUGUCAGAUAUCAUUUAAAACCUUGAUGCAAAUAACAAGAGGCAAUGUUUUCAUUUCAAUUUGUAUUUCAACAUGUGAAGCCUUUUCCUCGAUGGCACUCAUCUGACUAUGCACAUCAUACAAAUAAAGAACAAAAUUCAGGAUUCUGA
Messenger RNA from Gadus macrocephalus (Pacific cod), 2395 nucleotides. RefSeq names its product aarF domain containing kinase 5 (gene adck5). The record is from RefSeq and is a predicted model, not a curated record. NCBI's taxonomy places the organism in Eukaryota, Metazoa, Chordata, Actinopteri, Gadiformes, Gadidae. The coding region runs from base 152 to 1888 and encodes 578 amino acids. The transcript has 15 exons.